Molecule: messenger RNA, 948 nt
Organism: Seminavis robusta
Lineage: Eukaryota; Bacillariophyta; Bacillariophyceae; Naviculales; Naviculaceae
Source: the annotation of a GenBank genome assembly
AAAAGAAUCAAUCAUUUCUACCUAAAAACGAAAAAGAAUCAAUCAUUUCUACCUGUCAACAGUAACAAAAUGCCUUCGAAACUCAUUGUCCUUGCCAUUCUAUGCACUUUCGAGGUGUCGUCGAGCUUUGUUGUCUCCAACGGAGGAACCAGGCUUUCUCCCCAUUUGCCGAACACAGGGGUAUCCAAUGUUCCUGGGCUUUCACCUUUAUUUUCCACUCCAGCAACCGAUAGCGACCUGAAUCUUGAACAAAAAAAUCGUUUGGACGGCCUUCACCGAGAUGCCGAUGUCAUUUUCUCUGUCAUUGACGCUGAUGGCAGCGGGACCAUCUCUCGGGACGAGUUGACCAGCCACUUGUCCGCCUCAGGUUUCAGCGAACAAGUCAUUGAUAAGAUAUUCGCCAAGCUCGACAAAAACAAGGACGAGUCUAUUUCUCAGGAGGAAUUUCGUACAGGCUUUGCAAUCCUUCCUGGUCUACAGAGUGCACCAGGACUCGGUAACUUCAAUGCUCAGUUUGUGAAGGAACUCCAUCAAGACGCUGAUCAGGCUUUUCAAGCAGCAGAUGCUGAUGGCAACGGAUCUAUUGAUGAGUUCGAGUUGAAGAGCCAUCUGGGCAGAAUGUUUGGAAAGUAUUCUGAGAAGGCCAUCGAAAAUAUGUUCCAGUUGCUCGAUGUGAAUGGCGACGAAAACAUUUCAAAGGAAGAGUUUAGAGAUGCCUUCGUCCGAUACUCUGCUUUGCGACAAGCUGUUGGCGAAGGACCAAACUUCAAAUAGACAUCAUGCGACAGCUUCAUGCAUUCAUUGGAUGUGAAAAGGUGAGCGUACCGGUACCAGUAUACCGGUUGAUCACCGAAAACAAAGAACGAAGAUAAAAUCUAGUCUACUACAUGUUGGUUAUCAAUGGGAUUAUUAUUAGCCUUGGAGUUGUUGCUCUCGGACUGGCAGUGA